GUCUAAGAUGCCCAGACCUCCGUCUCCAGUGCCCAGCUGUGUGUCUAUGAAGAGUGACAAGUCCAUAGAUCAUCCCCCAAAUAUCAGCCCUCAGCCCCUUUCACAGACGUCUAAGAUGCCCAGACCUCCGUCUCCAGUGCCCAGCUGUGUAUCUAUGAAGAGUGACAAGUCCAUAGAUCAUCCCCCAAAUAUCAGCCCUCAGCCCCUUUCACAUACUCACACAGCAGAGCCUGGAGCAGUUCUGUGUGCUGUUUGUCCAAAGAGGGCGUUUAAGUCUUGUCGGACCUGCAUGGCCUCCUUUUGUGGAGACCAUGUGAAACCCCACUACACAGCACCAGCACUGCAGAGACACAGACUGGUGGAGGCCACUGAAGAUCUGGAGCUGAUGGUGUGUCAACGACACAACAGAGAAAUGGACCUGUACUGUAACACUGACCAGACUGCCAUAUGUGCUCUGUGUGUGGGGAAGACACAUAUGGGACAUGAUGUCAUAGAGCUGGGAGAACACCAGGUACAUCUGCAUUGA
Engraulis encrasicolus (European anchovy) is the source of this 526-nucleotide messenger RNA. Its product is annotated as tripartite motif-containing protein 29-like. The coding region runs from base 8 to 526 and encodes 172 amino acids. NCBI's taxonomy places the organism in Eukaryota, Metazoa, Chordata, Actinopteri, Clupeiformes, Engraulidae. The transcript is spliced from 3 exons. Gene Ontology annotation, molecular function: zinc ion binding. The record is from RefSeq and is a predicted model, not a curated record.